UUUUCUCAACUGCCUAUAAAAAGCAAGAAGAAGCGUCCGUCUACCAGGUCUGGAUCAGCGUACGUUAGCAUUUGCACUUUAGCUUUGGAGCUUCAUGAUUAUGUCUACAGGCUUCCUCCUCACAGUCCGAAAUGUCUGAGCUUGUGGAAGAUUUAGUGUCGCCCUCCUCUUUAAACGCCAACACCCAGGAAGACUGCAGUAACCCUCCGGGCGGCGAGGACUACCUGUUUGUGGAGGCCCGGCACCCCAACACCGUCCUGCAGGGCCUCAACACCCUGCGGCUCUUCAACUCCUUCUGUGACGUCACUCUGUGCUGUGGCGGACAGGAGUUCCCCUGUCACCGCAUCGUGUUGGCUUCCUUCAGCUCUUACUUCCAGACCAUGUUCACCACCGACCUGAAGGAGUCCAAGCAGGAGCGUGUGGCCAUCAAUGGAGUGGAGCCACAGAUGAUCGGCAUGCUGGUGAGGUACGCCUAUACGUCAGCGGUCUACAUUUCCAAAGCAAAUGUCCAGGCUUCCUCCUCACAGUCCGAAAUGUCUGAGCUUGUGGAAUAUUUAGUGUCGCCCUCCUCUUUAAACGCCGACACCCAGGAAGACUGCAGUAACCCUCCGGGCGGCGAGGACUACCUGUUUGUGGAGGCCCGGCACCCCAACACCGUCCUGCAGGGCCUCAACACCCUGCGGCUCUUCAACUCCUUCUGUGACGUCACUCUGUGCUGUGGCGGACAGGAGUUCCCCUGUCACCGCAUCGUGUUGGCUUCCUUCAGCUCUUACUUCCAGACCAUGUUCACCACCGACCUGAAGGAGUCCAAGCAGGAGCGUGUGGCCAUCAAUGGAGUGGAGCCACAGAUGAUAGGCAUGCUGGUGAGGUACGCCUAUACGUCAGCGGUCUACAUUUCCAAAGCAAAUGUCCAGGCGACGACCUGUUCCAGAUUCGGGGUCAAAAUGGUUUAGUGUAUAACAGCAUGGAUCCUCUCACAAGAGUUUCUGGAACACAGGAAGUGUCCGCCACAGCAGAUCAUACCCUUGAAACCUUCUAUCCCGUGUCGCCUACGGUGGACUUGCAGAAAGUGCAUGUGUACAAGGAAGACGU
This is a messenger RNA of Nerophis lumbriciformis (worm pipefish), 1092 nucleotides long. RefSeq lists its product as uncharacterized. Gene Ontology annotation, molecular function: protein binding. The record is from RefSeq and is a predicted model, not a curated record. NCBI's taxonomy places the organism in Eukaryota, Metazoa, Chordata, Actinopteri, Syngnathiformes, Syngnathidae.